AUGGCAAUGAGUUUCUCUUCAGAUAUCACGUUAGGAGGGCCAUCUCCACUGUCUUUUAGGAAGACACGUGCGUGCAGGCAGAAGUCAAAGACAGGGUGUACCACUUGCAAGCUGCGAAGGGUCAAAUGUGACGAGACCAAGCCAUCGUGCAUGCGAUGUAUAAACUUCGGGAGGAAGUGUGAUGGCUACGAGUAUAGUCCUAAGGAUAAACCGGCCUGGCUGAUGGGUCCAACUAUAUCUACUGGCAUAUCUCAAGAAGUCGUGGAAUCUCCCCCAUUUUCAAUACCACCCAGUAUCUCCGUGUUGAACUUCGGUAAUGAACAAGAGGCUCAAUAUUUUGAUUUCUUCUGUAGAGAGACCGUCUUUGAGCUCGCCGGAGGGUAUAAAAAGAAACUGUUUAACGUCAUCAUCCUUCAAUCUUGUCAUACUGAUACGUCUGUCCGGCAUGCUGCCACCGCAAUCGCUGCUUUGAGCAAAGCAAUGAAAGUCUCGAAAUGCAUGGAUCCGAAAGAAGGCGAAAUUGGUUUAAAGAGGAUUUCCGAUCAAGUAGAGAUGCAUCGUCGAUACGCUCUGAAGCAAUAUGGAAGAUCCAUUCGGUAUCUUCGUAACCUUAUCCGAACGAGUCAAAAUUCUCUUCGCGUACCUUUACUUGUGUCUAUCAUCAUAUUUUGCUUUGAGAAUUUUCAUGGCAACACUCAGUUGGCCGACAAACACAUUUAUAGUGCACUCAAGAUGAUGCACCAUCAUGAAGUAAUUGCAAGUCAUCCCCACCACAAUCCAUUAUUGAGUUCUCCUGCGCCGGAUCUGGUAGAAAAUGAGAUUGUUACAGCGUAUCUUCACCUUGCCCUGGCGAUCGUGACACGACCAGAUGAUCCAGAUUCAUUGAGCGACAAGGUCCUUGAUCUCAUAUCAACCGAUAUACCCAAACCAGACAUUCCUCAACAACUUGACAAUCUUGCAGAAGCCGAAGUUCAUUUAGAACAUGUGCUAUACCACUCUCUCCCAAAGAUACCAAGGGCAGACCUACAACGGCGCUUGGCAUCACCGGAUCUUUCUCCUCAAGGUUUGGCAAUCAGCUUUUCAAAAAUUCAGAAGCUUCACCCAGAAGCAUCAUCUCCUAUCCUCACAGGAUUCGAGUUUCCUAAGUUCAGUUCUGGCUUUCAAGAUUGGCAAAGAGCAUUUCAGCCAAUCAUUUCUUAUGCACAAUCUCCUUCGGGCAAUGCAGAUUAUAUUGCUGCAACCACUCUUCAGAUUAAGGCUCUCGGGAUAGGACUCAUGGGUCAAGGAGUUUUCCUUGAUUACAGGAUUUCCGAUCACUUCCUUCCCAUCUUCCGUCAAAUCAUCUCUCUCAGUCAAAAGCUUGUUUCCGAUCCUCGAUUUUUGAAGACAUUCGUCUUUGAUGCGGGGAUCAUUCCUUCUCUUUUCGUUGUGAUAUACGCGUGUCCUGAUCAAAAAAUAAGGAGAGAUGCGGUCACUAUCUUAAGGGAAGCAGGCCCUAGACGUGAAGGUACAUGGGAUGCUCUAAAAAUUGCUAGUAUCGGACAAAUGCUGUUAGAUUCCGAGGAAAUAGGGCCAAUCAAGACGAAAUCGACAUUUUUGCCGUUGAAUGAUAUAAAUUUGAUGUCGCCAACAGUAUACGAGGAGAUUCAAACACCCAUACUUCAAUCUCCACGACCAAGACGAAGGUCUCUUCUUGUUUCACCACCUCUGUGGGAACGUGGUUCAGAACGAGGGUUUGUUAUGAAUUCGUCUUAA
Messenger RNA from Botrytis fragariae, 1755 nucleotides. RefSeq names its product putative transcription factor cys6 protein. Gene Ontology annotation, biological process: regulation of DNA-templated transcription. NCBI's taxonomy places the organism in Eukaryota, Fungi, Ascomycota, Leotiomycetes, Helotiales, Sclerotiniaceae. Bases 1 to 1755 code for a protein of 584 amino acids. The record is from RefSeq and is a predicted model, not a curated record. The transcript has 5 exons. Gene Ontology annotation, molecular function: DNA-binding transcription factor activity, RNA polymerase II-specific; zinc ion binding.